Carica papaya (papaya) is the source of this 1587-nucleotide messenger RNA. RefSeq lists its product as uncharacterized. NCBI's taxonomy places the organism in Eukaryota, Viridiplantae, Streptophyta, Magnoliopsida, Brassicales, Caricaceae. The record is from RefSeq and is a predicted model, not a curated record.
AUGGCGGAUCCGAAGAGAAUGGAAGAAGGUUUAGGGCAUGGCCCUGAAGAUGAAAGCAAAGUAGUUGCCAAAGUUGAGGAGAAGAGCUCUGGUGUUAUUGUUUGUGAUCAAAUACAAAAGAACGCAGAGGAGCAGCCGUUGCUGAAGCCGAAGACCAAGAGGGUUGCAACCUUGGAUGCAUUUAGAGGUCUUACUAUAGUGUUAAUGAUAUUAGUAGAUAAUGCUGGGGAAGCUUAUCCGCGAAUCGAUCACUCGCCAUGGAACGGCUGCACAUUGGCUGACUUUGUCAUGCCCUUCUUCCUCUUCAUUGUUGGGGUUGCAAUUGCUCUAGCUCUCAAGAAAAUCCCCAAGAUGAAGGAUGCCAUAAAGAAGAUAAUUUUAAGAACAUUAAAACUUUUAUUUUGGGGGGUUUUGUUGCAAGGAGGGUACUCACACGCCCCUAACGAGCUUGCUUAUGGUGUCGACAUGAAACAAAUCCGUUGGUGUGGCAUCCUCCAGAGAAUAGCAGUGGUGUACUUGUUUGUAGCUCUAAUAGAGACCCUGACCACGAAGAGCAGACCGACUAUUCUGAAGCCGGGACACUUAUCCAUCUUCACUGCAUAUAAAUGGCAAUGGGUUGGUGGGUUUAUCGCAUUUCUCAUCUACAUCAUCACAAGCUAUUCGCUGUAUGUCCCAGACUGGAGUUUUGUGGUACAUGGCGACGAUGAAUCCAAGCGCUACACCGUGAAAUGUGGAAUGAGAGGACACUUGGGACCAGCCUGCAAUGCUGUUGGUUACGUGGACAGACAGGUCUGGGGAGUUAAUCAUCUCUACUCAUACCCUGUUUGGGCUCGCCUAAAGGCGUGCACUCUUUCUUCUCCAGCUUCUGGUCCUUUCCGUGAAGAUGCUCCAGUCUGGUGUCGAGGCCCAUUUGAACCAGAAGGCUUGUUGAGCACAAUUUCGGCUAUCCUCUCUGGCACAAUUGGCAUCCACUACGGACACGUUUUGAUUCAUUUCAAGGGCCAUUCUGAGAGGCUUAAGCAAUGGGUGUCUUUGGCCAUUGGCUUUACUGUUUUAGCCUUCAUUCUUCAUUUCUCUGGUGCUAUUCCUAUUAACAAGCAGCUUUACAGCAUCAGCUAUGUCUGUCUCACAGCUGGAGCUGCAGGAAUUGUGUUCUCUGUAUUCUACCUACUGAUUGAUGUGUGGGGAAUAAGGCUUCCAUUUCUAUUCUUAGAAUGGAUAGGGAUGAAUGCUAUGCUGGUGUUUGUGCUCGGGGCACAAGGUAUUCUUGAAGGAUUUAUAAAUGGCUGGUUUUAUAUCUCCCCAAAUAACACACUUGUACAUUGGAUUCAGAAACAUGUUUUCGUCAAUGUUUGGAAGUCUCAGAGGCUAGGGACAUUGCUGUAUGUGAUUUUUGCCCAGAUUACAUUUUAUGCAGUACUCAGUGGCGUCCUCCACAAACUGGGCAUAUACUGGAAGCUAUGAUACAUACAUUCUGUGGCAGCAAAAAAAAGAAACCACUUGUAGUAUUAUAGACAUAUUACCCUUAUUUUCUUGUUUAGUUUGUCCAAUUCUUCUGAAACUUGAAUCCCACUGCUUUUUCUCUCG